Molecule: messenger RNA, 976 nt
Organism: Hydra vulgaris (swiftwater hydra)
Lineage: Eukaryota; Metazoa; Cnidaria; Hydrozoa; Anthoathecata; Hydridae
Product: rRNA-processing protein UTP23 homolog
Cellular component (GO): small-subunit processome; nucleolus
Molecular function (GO): small ribosomal subunit rRNA binding
Source: RefSeq, a predicted model, not a curated record
AUGUCACAUUAUUUUACUAAUUCUCCUCAUCACUUUGCACACAAUUGUUAAAGAAAUUUUCUGGCAUUUAAACUGGUUCAAUUAUAGAAUUUAGCUUUCAUAAAAACUUUGAAAUAUUUACCUAAAGAAUGAGAGUUAAGCGACUAAAACAUUGCAAAAAAAUAGUCAAUUUCUACAAAACAACUUUUGGAUUUCGUCAGCCUUUUCAAGUUUUAGUUGAUUUGACUUUCUGUCAGUUUGCUUUGACCUACAAAAUUAAUAUAAAAGAACAAGUAUCCAGCUACAUUGAGGGAGAUUCCUUAUUAUACACUACAAAUUGUAUUCUUGAAGAAGGAAAAUCUCUUGGGCCACAACUUUAUGGGGCAGUGUUAGUAUGUAAACAGUUUAAACUUCGAAAAUGUAACCACAAAAAACCUGUAAGCGCUCAAGCAUGCAUAUUAAGUAUAAUUGGUGAAGACAAUCCCCAUCAUUUUUUUGUGUCCACUCAAGAUAAAGAACUUUGCGAUCAGUUGAAAAAAAUUCCUGGUGUGCCAUUACUUUACAUUCACUACAAUUCACUUGUGUUGGAGAAACCAUCAAAAGGUACUUUAGAUAGAGGAGAUCAGAUUGACUCGGUUAAAACUAUGACAUCAAGCGUCGAAAAAGAGCGUCUUCAGCAGUUAAAAAAACUUCAGAAUGUUGAAGAAGAAAAAGAACCUCGACCUAAACGCAGAAAGGUAAAAGGAGUUAAUCCGCUUGCUAUGAAAAAAAAGAAGAAAAAAGCAAAAGAUUCAAUUCCAAUCAAAGAUGCAAACUCUAUCAAGAAACGAAGAAAGAAAAAAAGAAAAAUUGCAGCUCAUGUGCUUCAAGAGUUAAAGAAAAUGAAAAAUUCUUCAACUGACAUAGAUGUUGUUCAAUGAUGUAACUUGAUGACGCCGUUAAAUUAAAAACUUUUUAAUAAAGUAUUUAACUUUCAAAAAAAAUAUUAUUUACAAUA